Messenger RNA from Glarea lozoyensis ATCC 20868, 1251 nucleotides. RefSeq lists its product as uncharacterized. Lineage: Eukaryota; Fungi; Ascomycota; Leotiomycetes; Helotiales; Helotiaceae. The transcript has 3 exons. Bases 1 to 1251 code for a protein of 416 amino acids. The record is from RefSeq and is a predicted model, not a curated record.
AUGGGCCUUCCAUUGUUCAUUACUCCUGUCGAACCUGAGGUCGUCAUUGAAGCUACAGAAAAGACUGCUGCGGGACCGAGAUCUGCUAUCCGCCGACAACGCACCCUUCGAGGCCCCAAUGCGCGUGCCGCGAUUUUAGACAGCAGGCGGCGCCGUAUCCUGUCCACAGUCGCCGAUGUUUCGCCCGAAGAAUAUGAGAUCUGGGAGAUGCAGCGGACCAGUCCGCCAGCAGAUGUCGAAGCGAGGGAAAUUGAUAUCACACACCGAAGAGGAGCUCAGCGACUGCUGGCAGAAGCUGAGCGGUUAAGGGAAUCGCUUGGUAUUGAACGCCGUAAUCGAUCUAACGAGCCCGACGGGCCGUCAAUGAUGCCACCAGUCCCCGAAACCAGGGAUUACUAUGGCAUUAGAGGCGAGCUCGCUGCUCCUCGACAGCCCUCUGAUCUCCAACGUCUGGCCCGGAAUCCUGCCCCAACCCCUCCAUAUACAGAAACAGAUCUUGCUUUCCUCGCUCGAAGAGGCUCUGGCUCUCCACGACCAUCCUCUCUCGCGGCCGCUCUCUCCUUACCGGGCCAGCCUUUGAAUGACAACGAAUCUAGACGAAGACGGAUUAUGGAGGAGCACGCCAACCGCACUGCGCGACGACCCCUGGGCAGGAGGCCAAUAAGGUCCACAUUAUCGGACAGAAUCGUCGCGGCCAGCAGAGAAAUUGGACUGGGUUCCACAGAAAGACCUCGACCUUUCGCAGAUGGUCUAGGCGAUCGAGACCGAAGUUUAAGUCCUGAGGGCGAUUCAGCUUGGGAUACUCUUCGUGCUAGUAUUGCGCCCGACCCCCAGCCACCAAGUGUUGGAUCAUCUUUCGCUUCCGCAGCCGCUGCAGCCUCUUCCAGCACAGGCUCUGCUGUAACAUCUGCGGGUACUUCUAUGACAAGUGCAGGGCCGUCUGAAGGGGCCCCAGGCACUCGAGAUUGCGAUAUGUCUGAUUCGGCAUCCAACACUGAUGAGGAUGAAGAAGACAUGUACGGACUACAGGAGUUUCAUCGAAGCAGCGGAGAGCAUCUACGACGGUCAUAUGCUGAAAUGGUGUCAUCCCGACCACGACAACAAUCUCGCAAUGACAGCUCGGCCGAUGAGGUCGACUGGGCAGCGAUGCGCCGAAUCAUUACAAGUCUCGUAGAACGCGACGAUGUCCCCGAAGAAUGGUGGGCUUCAGCAGGACUGACCCGAAAUCUUCGUCACGAGCCCAUGUCUUAG